AUGGCUGCCCACUAUUCACCGAGGGUAUUUCUAUUUACGUUUAGUUUGUUAUCUGUUUUAAGACAGAAAGGUGAAGAAAGAGCCUGUGUCAUGAACUACCUUGUGUAAAUACUCCGUUUAAUGACCCGUUAGAGUGUCGGUAGGGAGACGCAAUUUUUCCGGUCGUUGUGAAACUGAGCGUUCACGUCUGGUUUUCUUUUAAUUUUUGCUGAGCUGUCAAGCUGCUCAUCGUUUUGGGACUGGGAUUGCUUUGUAUUUAUUAUCGAGCUAAGCAAGCUAAAAAACAUACCUGCGAGUCCAACGCAUACAUUACAUCCAGGAGCCUCAUAGUCGCUAUGUUUAGCCCAGUGAAGUCUUCUUAUUUCAGAGUUAGCCCGGCCAUUGUCAACAGAGAACUCGGCAAGACCAAGAUGAGAUAGCAAGAGGGCAUAUCAGAGUGCUAACUAACACAUGGUUUAUUACGAGGUAUAGCCCCAGCAUAACGCAGAGAACAAGGAAUACAUAACUCAAGCAGCAUGUUUGGGAAUCUUUUCGAGGAAGAGGAGGAGGAAGGCUUCUCUUCGACCUCCUCCGGUGGGAGAGUUGCAAAGGGGGGAGACGAGCCACCUCCACCCCGAGGAAGAAGCACUCUGUGCGGCAUCAAGAACCAGGGGGGCACCUGCUACCUCAACUCCCUGCUCCAGACCCUGCUGUUCACCCCAGAGUUCAGAGGGGAGCUGUUCAGUUUGGGAGCAGAUGAACUAGGAUGCCUGGAAGACAAAGACAAACCAGGGGCCAAAGUUAGAGUGAUCCCACUGGAGCUACAGAGACUGUUUGCCAGUCUGCUGCUGGCGGAUCAGCAGAGCGCCUCCACUGCAGACCUUACCGACAGCUUUGGCUGGAACAGCAGCGAGGGAACAAAUCAGCAUGAUGUGCAGGAGCUGAACAGGAUUUUGUUCUGCGCGUUGGAGCACUCUCUUGUGGGCACCACCGGUAGCACGUUUAUCCACCAGCUGUAUCAUGGGACCAUUGUCAACAGUAUCGCCUGCAAGGAGUGUGGAAACGUCAGCCAAAGACAGGAGGACUUCCUGGACCUGACAGUGUGUGUUUGUGGCGUGUCGAGCCUGGAGGAGGCUUUGUGGAACAUGUUUGUGGAGGAAGAGUUGUUUGAGGGCAAUAACCUGUACCGCUGUGGGCAGUGUGACAGGCUGGUCACUGCUGCCAAGUCUGCCAAGCUGAAGAAGCUCCCUCCUUUUAUGACCAUGUCUUUGCUGAGGUUCAGCUUUGACUAUGCCAAAUGUGAGCGAUACAAGGAGACGGGACGCUACGUUUUCCCCUUAAACAUCAACCUACGGCCAUUUUGUGAAGAGACUGAUGGAGAGGACUCUGAUUACUCCUACGAGCUGUUCUCUGUGAUCAUCCAUAAGGGUGGCUGCUAUGGAGGCCAUUACCAUGUUUAUAUCAGGGACAUAGACCAGCUUGGCCAAUGGGAGCCGCCGGAAGAGGAAUGCAAAAUUAAGACUCAGAAGAAAUUGAAGGACGAGGUCAAGCAAAUGUGUGAGCCAAAACUUCAAGAAGACGACCCUUUGUCUGUCAUCAGUGCUAUUAUUACACAGGAGCCAUCAAAGAGUGUCCUGUUGGACCAGCUGGGACAAAAAAUCAUGGAUAAAAUCAGUUCAUCCUGGAGCAAAAAGUUCAGAAAACACUACGGGCCCAUAGGAAAGUUCCUGCAGUCCCACAAUGAUGUUUUCAUGCUGGUGUCCAAUGGUACUCGAGUGGCAUUGAAGGCAAACCCUCCGAGCCCUGUGACUGAGACCCCCGGCCCAGCAGAGCAGACCACUGACUCUGAUCCUUCAACUCCUGCAGAACCUGGAGCCGCGGAAGAGCCCGAACCAGACCAGAAGCCAGAGCCCGAACAAAAGCAGGGUAGCCACUGGUUCGACCUUAAUGACUCGGCGGUGACCUCCAUCAGGGAGUCUGACAUAGAGAAGCAGUUCCAGGGCAAAGAGAGCGCAUACAUGCUGUUCUACAGAAAAACACAGCUGCAAAGGCCCGGUGAAGCUUUGAAAAAUCCUGAGUAUAAAGUUCCUCUUAACCUCAUCAAGAUGGCUCAGGAGGAGAACAUCAGAGUGCAGAAAAUGCGCGAGGAGUUUGAAGCUUCAAAUAACACCGUGGAGCUGCAUCUCCACCUCGCACCCUCCUAUAGGCUAGAUAAUGGAGCCCUGCAACCAAUCAGCAAAGAGCAGAGCGCUAGCACACCUUUGAGUUUCGACCGUAGAAAGACUGUGGGAGAUCUUCGAUUAGCUAUAUACCAGAUGCAGGAACUCUGGGAAGGGGAUAUGGCUCUGACUGUGGCCCGGAGUCUCCCUGCAGGUCUACACCUCUACAAUACACUUAUAGACGACGGUGUCUCCCUGUACAGUGCCGGCAUUUGUACAAACUCUGACCUGUUUGUGUGGAAUGGCAGAGAGGUGUGCGGUGCGGCUGUCCUAACUGGAGCUGAGUGGGAGCCAGUGCUGCUGAAUGUGGUCCGUCCCUUUCUGGAAGAUUGUGAUCAGGAAAAGGCAGAUGAGAUGGAGUGUGAGGAGGGGAGAGAAAGUUUUGAAAACGGGGGUCCAGGGCUCAAAAGGGAGGCGAGAGGUUUUGCAGGUGCUGCGACUCUCGGGGAGGUGAGGGAGGCACUGGGGGAGCCUCGGGAGAGUCUGCUGUGCCAGGAGCAUAAGGGAGGAAAGAGAGGAGAACAGGGGGCAGGGGAGGGAGGAGGGGCGAGUGGGUGGAGGGUGUUCCCCCCCGACGACAUGCACCGGACACUGAAGGAGCUGUCGCUGAAGGACGGCGAUGCGCUGCUGGUGCUGGAGCCGCAGUCCUUCGACAGCAGUUUGUUCACUCGAAACGGAGACGUGGUCACUGUGACGACGCCUUCCGACUGCCGCUGGCUCCAGGUGGAGUUUCGACCAAAUGGAGGAGGGGGAGAAGAAGGGGAUAAAGAAGAGGAGAGGAGGAAGAUUAAGGUUCCAGCUACAGGAAAUAUGCUGCUGUGUGAGGUGAAACAGAGGGCCAUAGAGGAGCUGCAGAUAGAGGAACAAACCUCAGGUGCACAGCACUGCCUGAGACAGGUGGACUGCACAGGGAAACUCCUUCCUCCAGUGUGUGAGGAGCUGAGUGUUCGGGAUGCAGGAGUGCGCCUCAUGACCACACUCACUCUCUGUCCGGGAAAUGCCCCCAAGGCUUCACAGCUUUUCUUGCACUUCUCUGUGGGCACAGCGCCCUCUGCUGGCUUUGAGAAGGACAUACUUGUGGAGAAAUCAUUUACUGUAAAAGAGUGUCUAAAGGCAAUGCUGGAUGAUGUUGGACUUGAUGGCACCUGUUGGCACUUAAGAAGGCUCGAUUGGUGUGAGGAGGUUGGAGAGCCAAUCAUGGAUGAGGAUGCUCCUCUGUCAGAGCUGAAGAUUAACAAUGGAGAGACUUUAAUCGUCACAGAAGGACAACUUCCUCCAAAGGGUUUUCUCAAGUUAUCCGUGUGGCUGUAUCUGGAUCCCAGAAACAACUCGUCAGAUUUCACAGGUUUUAAUCACACUGACAACGGCCACACUGAGGAGCAAAUGCUGGAGCUUUUGACUGCAAGUGAAACGCACAGCCCCUCACCCCCCCUCUGUAUCGGCAACACGGCAGAGCUCAGAAGUGCAGGACAGGUGGAGAUAUCAGACGAAGCCACGCUGGAGGAUCUCAAGACUCAGGUGUUGACGCUGCCUGCCCUUCAGGAUGUGUGUGUGCCAAUCACUGCUUUCAUGCGUGUGUGGCAGCUUGAGUGUCAGAGGCUGGCACGUAUCCUCAGAGGACAGCAGCUUACACUCAAGAAAUUGAAGCUGACCAGUGGUAUGGAUCUUUGUGUGCAACCGCUACUAAAAGAAGAAGAUCUUGGUCCUAAGGAUGUGAUGCUGAAUGUUAAAAUGGGAGUACCAGGGGAGAGGUGUUUCUACCCCACAGAGGAGCUGGUUUGGGAUGCAGCCCGAGACUCGUCUCCUCGCUCUCUGCGCACCUGUCUGGCUGCUCACUACGGCUUCUCCCCUGACUCUCUGCUGCUGGCCAAACACCAGCCGGACAAACACACCUGGGAGGAAAUGUCCACCUGGAACCAGCAGGUUUCCAAAAAGAAAAAGAAGAGAAAGGCAGAGUCACUACUGGGAGCGCCAUUUCACCUCAAAGAUGGCGACACAGUAGGCAUCAAGAAUCUUUUGAUUGACAACAACAGGAACUUCUUGACCCUGGAGGAUGAGCGGGGCCAGCAGAGGCUCAGGGAGCAGGCCGAGCAGCGCAGGAAAGGAGGGCCGGCUGCAGACUCAGACGGUGUUGGACCACAGAAAAAGGCUGGACCUAACAAAUCCAGGAAACCAGAAGUAGCGCUGUCAAUCAACGUUGGGGUAUUCAGAUAGCAUCCCGCUCCCGUGGGUGCAUGGACACAUCAGAACUAGUUAUUAACCGCUUGCAUGCACACACACAGAUGGCAUGAUGCGAUUAGGACAAUCCACUUGACGUCAAUCUUGUGCCAUUCCUGUUUUUUCUUUUACUGUAUUUCACCAGAAAGAUUAUAAAACCAACUGACAAAACUCUUUAUUUUUUUAAGGAAGAGAAGGCCUUUCUUUUUCACUAUUUGCAAAUCUGUUUUGUAACAUUUGACUGUAAUCUGCAUUAUUUCAAUGCACAAUUACUGGAUUUAUUUUUAGAUGCCCUAUGUUUGUCUUUCAUCCUCUCUAUAACUUUUAAUCUGUUCCCUUAUACUUAAAGUAUGAGCUCAUGCUACUUCAAAUUAGAUUUUGCUUUUACAGUACAGGGUGGCGGUUAUACUGACGUUUCUGUUUUAUAUACUGUUUGUUGACUUGUAUACAUACUGCAAUCAGGGUAAUAACAUACAAGCUAGUGGCUUUAAAGAAAAAUCUACCAUCAGUCAGUUUUGUUGUUGCUCAAAAGGUAUUUGAAAGUGAUGCUUAUGUUUGUGAUAAACCUAUCACUGUGCACCAAGAACAAAAACAUUUAUCUGGAUAAUGGGGUUGUUUUAGGUUGAUAAGGAGAAGGGAGAUAGGCCUUAAUGUGGAGAAGCCUGGGUGCUGCUCUGUCCUCCCUACCUCACUCUCUGCCUCUCCUGCUCUACCUCUGCUGCCAUGUCUGCUUUCAUCUCCAAGUUCUCACUGUAAAACACAUUUACAUUUCUGUAAUCUAAAACCCCUGCUCUCUAAGUAAACGGUUAAAGUAU
This is a messenger RNA of Trematomus bernacchii (emerald rockcod), 5230 nucleotides long. It is a transcript of the gene usp40, whose product is annotated as ubiquitin specific peptidase 40. NCBI's taxonomy places the organism in Eukaryota, Metazoa, Chordata, Actinopteri, Perciformes, Nototheniidae. The transcript is spliced from 31 exons. Gene Ontology annotation, biological process: protein deubiquitination. The coding region runs from base 516 to 4412 and encodes 1298 amino acids. Gene Ontology annotation, cellular component: nucleus; cytosol. The record is from RefSeq and is a predicted model, not a curated record. Gene Ontology annotation, molecular function: cysteine-type endopeptidase activity; cysteine-type deubiquitinase activity.